AUGGCAAGUUGUGUGCAGCUUUUAGGAGCAUCAGCAAGUCCGUUUGUGAACAGGGUUCAAAUGGCUCUUAACUUAAAGUCUGUUGAGUAUGAGUUCAUUGAGGAGAAUCCCAAUGACAGAAGUGAGCGCCUUCUUAAAGCUAAUCCUGUUAUAAAGAAAAUCCCAGUUCUUAUCCAUGAUGGCAAACCUAUUUGUGAAUCCCUUAUCAUUGUUGAAUACAUCGAUGAUGCUUGGAAUAAUGGUCCAUCCAUACUCCCUUCCGACCCCCACGACCGCGCCUUAGCCCGGUUCUGGGCUGCCUAUAUUGACGAUAAGUGGUUUCCACUAUACAAGAAGCUUAGAGAAGCAUCAACAGAGGAGGGAAGAAAGGAAAUUCUAGACAGCAUAUUUGAAGGUUUGGUCUUGUUGGAGGCGGCUUUUGUCAAAUGUAGCAAAGGGAAGCCCUUUUUUGGUGGAGAUAAUGUUGGUUACCUUGAUAUUGCACUAGGUUGCUACAUGGGAUGGAUGAAAGCGACAGAAAUAUUAAUUGGCGUAAAAUGGCUCGAUGAGAUCAACAACCCGGGCUUGGCAGAAUGGGCGGAGAGGUUUUAUUCACAUAGUGCUAUUAAAGAUGUUAUGCCCGAGACUUCGAAGCUGGUGGAAAUUUAUAAAAUGUACCAAGCAAGGAGAAAUCAGCUUCUGGUCGAUAAUCCACAAGAUGGUUUUUGCUGUUUCUUGGCAUGUAUGUUUUGA
Messenger RNA from Fraxinus pennsylvanica, 732 nucleotides. Lineage: Eukaryota; Viridiplantae; Streptophyta; Magnoliopsida; Lamiales; Oleaceae. The record is from the annotation of a GenBank genome assembly.